GGCUGGGCGUGUCUCCCGGCAUGGCAUCGGUUGGCCUUGCGUAUUGAUUGCUCAUCCGACCGUACCGAACCUGGCUCCAAUGGUCAGUGUGUGAGACGGGUCCUCAAUGGAACUCCGAGGAUGCGAGGUCUCUGGGCCACGCUAGAGGGAAAACUUCAUGGCUGCCCAUCCUCACACACACAUAUGCCCAUAACAGCGAUCCCAGAAAGGCAGUGAGUAGAUCAGGCGAUGCACGUGUUUCUUGAUAUAGUGCGUGGAACUGCCUGAACACGGCACUGGAAACUCCCAGCACCAUCAACCAUCAUCAGCGUCCCCUAAGGUCCUGUCUGAUAGGUAUAUCGUGACGAUGGCCCUGGCGACCACAAGGCCAACGCUUUUUCCACCUCAGCAACCUUCUAUUGUCCAUGGCACGACUGAGACGCCGCUACUGGAUUUUACGCUCGGAGAGCUGCUAGACUUCCAAUGUCGACGAUACUCGAGAAGGGAGUGUCUGAUAGUGCCAUGGACAGGCGCGAGAUGGACCUACGAUCACCUGCGACAAGAAAGCAUUCGCGUGGCUAAGGCGUUAGUCGCACGUGGCAUACGUCCUGGUGACAGGAUCGGUAUCAUGGCCGGAAACUGUGAGCAAUACGUAGCAGUUUUCUUUGCGGCCAUGCGAAUAGGCUGCAUUCUGGUGAUCCUCAAUAACACCUACACCUCUUCUGAAGCCCAGUAUGCAUUGAAGUUCACUGAGUGUAAGAUACUAUUCACGACUCCACGAAUUGGGCAUCAUAACAACAAGCCACUUCUGGACUUACUCCUUCAUACCCCGGGCACAGUCGAAGAGGUUGUCAUCCUUCGAGGGCAAGCAAGUCGGUUCACCCCAUAUGGCAGCCUCGUAGAAGAUGGCUUUUGCCAGCCAGAUGAGCCAUUAUCCGAGUGCAUGAGUCGAUUCGAUUGCCACGAUGUUUGCAAUCUUCAAUUUACGAGCGGAACGACGGGGAACCCCAAAGCCGCCAUGCUCAGUCACCACUCCUUGGUCAACAACAGUAGAUUUAUAGGUGAUCGAAUGGCGUUCACCGAAGAAGACGUGUUGUGCUGUCCACCUCCAUUGUUUCACUGUUUCGGUCUCGUUCUCGGGUUGUUGGCUAUCAUUACUCAUGGUGGCAAAGUGGUAUAUCCCACAGAGACUUUUGAUGCUGGUGCUUGCCUGAGAGCAAUCUCCGAAGAACAAUGUACGGCCCUUCAUGGAGUUCCAGCAAUGUUCGAUUCAAUAUUCAGUCUCCCUCGACCCGAUGAUUUUGACUGCUAUCGCCUUCGGACCGGCAUCAUUGCUGGAGCUCCAGUCCCUCGACAUCUGAUGGAACUCUUGGUUAAUGAUCUCGGGAUGACCGAAUUUACGAGCAGUUAUGGUUUGACUGAGGCAGCUCCCACUUGUUUCAAUGCGAUGCAUGAUGACCCAAUCGAUCUUAAACUCUCCACCGUCGGUCAAGUCAUGCCACACGCCCAUGCCAAAAUCGUGGACAGACAUGGAAAUAUCUUGCCGAUUGGCGAGCGAGGGGAGUUAUGCAUUGCUGGAUAUCAGCUGCAGCGUGGAUACUGGAAGAAUCCUGAGAAAACUGCCGAAGUGAUGGUCCGCGAUGAAGAUGGUGUCCUGUGGUUACACACAGGUGACGAAGCCGUCUUCCAUGAGGACAAGACUUGUACCAUCACGGGUAGGUUUAAAGAUAUCAUUAUUAGAGGAGGCGAAAACAUCUACCCACUAGAAGUUGAAGAGCGACUGGUGCAACAUGCCGCCAUUGAGAGAGCAAUUGUUGUCGGAGUGAAACACCAUCGGUUGGGAGAAGUGGUGGCUGCAUUUCUGCAGGUUGCUCCUGGGAAGUCUGGGCCUCCAGAACCUCUCCUCAGUGAUGACGAAGUGCGUGGAUGGGUGAGGGUAACAUUGGGUAGGCACAAGGCACCAGAACAUGUAUUCUGGCUUGGAAGGGACGGUGUCCCAAACACGUUACCUCUGACGGGCAGUGGAAAGGUGAGAAAGUUUGAGCUUGCCAAAUUGGCCGAGCAAAUCCUCGCGAAAUCCAGAGCGAGGCUAUAGACGUGUAUGGAGUAGCCUCAUGUGUAUGAUUCUUAGUGUAGAAGCUGAUGCUGUACUUGUGGACAAUCGCCAAUGGAACAUUUCUUAUGUG
This is a messenger RNA of Exophiala oligosperma, 2165 nucleotides long. RefSeq lists its product as uncharacterized. NCBI's taxonomy places the organism in Eukaryota, Fungi, Ascomycota, Eurotiomycetes, Chaetothyriales, Herpotrichiellaceae. The record is from RefSeq and is a predicted model, not a curated record. Bases 347 to 2074 code for a protein of 575 amino acids. Gene Ontology annotation, biological process: fatty acid metabolic process. Gene Ontology annotation, molecular function: medium-chain fatty acid-CoA ligase activity. The transcript has 5 exons.